AUGGGAGGAGGGGACUUGAAUUCUAAAAAAGCUUGGCACCCAAGUACCUUAAAAAAUCAAGAACGAGUAUGGAAGGCAGAGCAAGCAGCAGCCGAAGAGAACAAACGCAUUCUUGAAUUGCAACGAGAACGUGCGGAGGAAAGGGAUAGGGAAGAGCUAAAUAAAAUAGUUAAACGCACUUCAGGUAGUGCUGGUUCGUCUAAUGAGAAUCGUCUACAUUGGAUGUAUGAUAAACCUGACAAAAAAGUACAACAAGAAGACUUUCUGUUGGGUAAAUCUAUUGACUCAAAUCAUGAUCAAACGGACAAAGGACAUCUAGAUAUACCAGCUGUAGCUCGUAGAGUUGUUGGUUCUAGCAUGAUAGCCACAUCAGGAGACACACAAGUUGACUUAGCUCGUAAACUUCGAGAGGAUCCAUUAUUGUUAAUCAAGGAGAGGGAAAGAGCAGCAAGGGCUGCUCUUCUGAAUAAUCCUUUACAACGUAAACGACUUACAGAAUUGUUAAGAAAGGAACAAGAAGAGUCUAAGGAAAGCAAAGAGAAAUAUAAAUUAAAAAGUAAAAGCAAAGACCUGGAUAAUAUUUUAGCAGCCAAAUUAAAUGCAUUAGGAGCGAAAAAAGGUGUAGAUUUAACAGCUUUACUUGCAUCUGAUGAUUCUACUUCAGAUUCCUCGUCUGAUGAAAUUAAACAUAAAAAGAGAAAGAAAGACAAGAAAAAGAAGAAAAAGAAGAAGAAAAACAAAAAUAAUGACAAAAGUAGGCCACGUGUUGAUUCUGAAGACUCUGAAAAGAACCCAAAGGAUACUAAUAAGGGGUCCAAAAAGUUAAAAAAUGACGAUAAAGAUAGUAAAAGAAAUUCAACACAGCAUAAAAGAAAAAAAACAGUAUCCGAAAAUGAAAGUGAUCAUGCUGAGAUGGAUACAAAAAAACAACGAAAAGACAGCACAAUUAAAGAAAAAAGAUAUUAUGACAAAUACCACCAUGACUCAAGUGAAGAGGAUCAUAGAAAUUCACGACGGAAUUCAUCAAUUCGUGAACGAGGCGAGAAACGAUAUAUAAAUAGAAAAGAACUUACAAGUAAAACACGUGUAGGGAUGAGUGAAGAGGAGAAGGCUGCUAAAUUAGCGGAAAUGGCGGCUGCUGGAGCAGAACGGGAGGUACAGCGUGGCCGCCGCGUAGCGGAACAGUUGGCAGAAAAAGAGGCUUCUGAAAAGAGUUCUAAUGUGGCGAGGCAUUCUAGACGUAAGGAAGUAUGUUCAUUGCCAGACUCCCUUGAGAGUCGGAUACAUUCGAACCGGCACUAUAUUCAGCGUGAUAGACGCCAUAUGAAUGAACAUUUUGCUAGGCGAUAG
This is a messenger RNA of Parnassius apollo (apollo), 1350 nucleotides long. The record is from the annotation of a GenBank genome assembly. Lineage: Eukaryota; Metazoa; Arthropoda; Insecta; Lepidoptera; Papilionidae.